Synchytrium microbalum is the source of this 873-nucleotide messenger RNA. RefSeq lists its product as uncharacterized. The record is from RefSeq and is a predicted model, not a curated record. NCBI's taxonomy places the organism in Eukaryota, Fungi, Chytridiomycota, Chytridiomycetes, Synchytriales, Synchytriaceae. The transcript is spliced from 5 exons. Bases 1 to 873 code for a protein of 290 amino acids.
AUGACUGAGAAACGUAUUGUCAAGACUGUUCUUUCAAAAGAACAAGCUGAAGGCGUCGGAGCUCGCGUUAGACGAUCCAUUGGAACUUAUGAACUACGAAAUCUCGACCCCUUCUUGAUGCUCGAUGAAUUCUUUGUAAAAGCCCCCGCUGGCUUCCAAGACCACCCUCACAGAGGCUUCGAAACUGUGACAUACAUGCUGGACGGGGUAUUCGAACAUGAAGACUUUGUCGGCCACAAAGGAAAGAUAUUUCCUGGUGAUCUCCAAUGGAUGACAGCAGGCCGAGGAAUCGUGCAUGCCGAAAUGCCAGCUAGUGCGGAGAUGGCACAUGGCUUGCAGCUAUGGGUUAAUCUGCCCAAGAAGGACAAGAUGGUCCCGCCUCGAUACCAAGAAUUGACCGACUCUAAUGUGCCACGAGCUGUCGCUGAUGGUGUGGUGGUGAAGGUUAUAGCUGGUGAAUCGCUAGGAGUCAAGGCAAAAGUACAUACCUAUAUACCCUUGUUUUACUUGGAUUUCAAGAUGGUUCCUGGAAAAGCAGUCACUCAGAAAAUACCGGCUGGCUACACUGGAUUUGUAUACGUCUUGUCUGGAUCAGCUCUAUUUGGUGCCGACAAGACCAAAGGCGAGCCACAUACCACUAUGGUAAUGUCCGAUGAAGGUGACGGCAUCACUAUCGAGACUACAGAGAACGACCACACUCAUUUUGUCAUCAUUGCUGGCGAGAAAAUCAAUGAGCCUAUUGUACAACAUGGCCCAUUUGUCAUGAAUUCGAAGAACGAGAUCUAUGCAGCUAUAACGGAUUAUCAGUUGGGACAGAACGGAUUCGAGGCUGCUGCUGAUUGGCAUAGUGAAAUCGCCAAACGUGGGAUGUAG